Messenger RNA from Xylaria bambusicola, 750 nucleotides. Its product is annotated as glutathione S-transferase. The transcript has 7 exons. The record is from RefSeq and is a predicted model, not a curated record. NCBI's taxonomy places the organism in Eukaryota, Fungi, Ascomycota, Sordariomycetes, Xylariales, Xylariaceae. The coding region runs from base 1 to 750 and encodes 249 amino acids.
AUGGCUAUCCCCACAGAUAUCCACAUCUACACGGCGCAGACGCCCAAUGGGAUCAAAAUCUCCAUCUUGCUGGAGGAGCUUAACCUGCAAUACAAGCACACCACCAUCGAGUUCAGUAAGAACCAGCAGAAGGAGCCUUGGUUUUUGGAAAUCAAUCCCAAUGGUCGAGUUCCGGCUAUGACAGACACUCUCGAUGGCAAGCAGAUCCGAAUCUUCGAAAGCGGUGCUAUGAUGCAAUACAUCGUUGAUCGAUACGACAAAGAUCACAAGGUGUCUUAUCCGUUUGGAACGCCAGAGUACUACGAGACCAACAGCUGGCUCAUGUGGCAGAUGGGGGGUCUUGGGCCGAUGCAGGGUCAACUCAACCACUUCAACCGCUACGCCCCUGAGAAGAUCAAGUACGGAAUCGAUAGAUACAGAGCGGAAGUGCGCCGUCUAUACCGCAUAAUGGACGAGACUCUAAAGAAGUCUCCCUAUCUAGCUGGCGACAAGUAUACCAUUGCCGACAUUGCUAGCUGGGGCUGGGUCGCCCUCGGAAAAAAUUCUGGCGUCGACCCUAAAGAAUAUCCCGCGCUGAAUGACUGGAUUCUGAGGAUCUUGAAGCGGCCAAGCGUCGAGAAAGGCCGACAUAUUCCCUCGACACAUCCCUAUGAAUCUAUUCAGGAGAUGACAGAAGAGCAGAUUGAGGCAAAGUCUGCUGCCAAUAGGGCUUGGAUCUUGAAGGGCCAGGAGGAUGAGCUGAAGAGAUGA